This is a messenger RNA of Sphenostylis stenocarpa, 405 nucleotides long. The record is from the annotation of a GenBank genome assembly. Lineage: Eukaryota; Viridiplantae; Streptophyta; Magnoliopsida; Fabales; Fabaceae.
AUGGAUGGGGAAGAAGUUUGGGAUGGAGAAGAAGUUAAGGAGGGAGAAAUGAUCAUGGAUGGAGAAGAAGUUAAGGAAGGAGAAGAAAUUAGGGAUGAUGAGGAAGAAUGUAAGGAUGGAGAAGAAGAAGUUAUGGACAGAGAAGAUGUUAAGGAAGGAGAAGAAACUAAGGAAGGAGAAGAAGUUAGGGAUGAAGAAGAAGUUGGGGAUGGAGAAGAAGUUUGGGAUGGAGGAGAAGAAGCAGAAGAAGUUAAGGAAGAAGAAGUUUUGGAUGGAGAAGAUGUUAUAGAUAAAGAAGAAAGUAUGGAUGGGGGAGAAGUUUGGGAUGGAGAAGAAUCUACUAUGUAUGGAGAAGAAAUGAAGGAAGAAGAAGUUAAGGAAGGAGAAGAACUUUUGGAUGGAUAG